CGCCAGGCCCGCGCCUGCCCCAGACCCUAUAAGGCCUGGGGGCUGAGAGCAGAGCCAGCUGCCAGCUGCACCACCCGUUGCUCUGCGGAAGUCUCCCACAGACCAGCUGCUUAAAAUAUUACCAUGUCUGCUGAAGAUGAAGGAGGCCGGGAUCCCCUCAAACCCAAGGGCAAGACCCUGGGAAGUUUCUUGGAGUCCCUGCCUGGCUUCAGUUCUGCCCGGAACCUGAUGGCCGGCGUCCAUGGUUCAGCGAGAGAGGCCCAGCCAGUCACCGAUCCUGCAGGGGCUUCCGCCCAGCCCCAGGCGCAGGCAGCCACCGACCCGGAGCAGACGGCCAGUGGAGAGAAGCUGUCGCCACCUUCCGACAAGGUGAUCUCCGGGGCAAAGGACCUGGUGUACUCCAAGAUGACCAAGACCAAGGACGCCAUCUCCUCUGGGGUGGCAACCAUGGUGGACACAGCCAAAGGCGUGGUCCAGGGAGGCCUGGGAGUGACCCGCUCUGCGUUCACAGGCACCAAGGAGGCUGUGGCCAGCGGGGUCACGGGGGCAGUGGGUGUGGCCAAGGGGGCCGUCCAAGGGGGUCUGGACACCUCACAGGCUGUCCUGACAGGUGCCAAGGACACCGUGUCCACGGGCCUCACUGGGGCACUGGGUAUGGCCAAGGGCACUGUCCAGACUGGCGUGGACACCACCAAGACUGUGCUGACUGGCACCAAGGACACUGUCAGCAGUGGGGUGACCGGAGCCGUUAAUGUGGCCAAGGGCACUGUCCAGACUGGCGUGGACACCACCAAGACUGUGCUGACCGGCACCAAGGACACCGUCAGCAGUGGGGUGACCAGAGCCAUUAAUGUGGCUAAAGGGGCUGUCCAGACAGGAGUGGACACCUCAAAGACCAUCCUGACAGGCACCAAGGACACAGUGUCCACUGGCCUCACUGGGGCACUGGGUAUGGCCAAGGGCACUGUCCAGACUGGCGUGGACACCACCAAGACUGUGCUGACCGGCACCAAGGACACCGUCAGCAGUGGGGUGACCGGAGCCUUUAAUGUGGCCAAAGGGGCCUUCCAGACGGGCGUGGACACCACCAAGACUGUGCUGACCGGCACCAAGGACACCGUCAGCAGUGGGGUGACCGGAGCCGUUAAUGUGGCCAAGGGGGCCGUCCAGACGGGCGUGGACACCACCAAGACUGUGCUGACCGGCACCAAGGACACCGUCAGCAGUGGGGUGACCGGAGCCUUUAAUGUGGCCAAGGGGGCCGUACAGACGGGCGUGGACACCUCGAAGGCCAUCCUGACCGGCACCAAGGACACAGUGUCCGCUGGCCUCACUGGGGCACUGGGUAUGGCCAAGGGCACUGUCCAGACUGGCGUGGACACCACCAAGACUGUGCUGACCGGCACCAAGGACACCGUCAGCAGUGGGGUGACCGGAGCCUUUAAUGUGGCCAAAGGGGCCGUCCAGACGGGCGUGGACACUUCGAAGGCCAUCCUGACAGGCACCAAGGACACAGUGUCCACUGGCCUCACUGGGGCACUGGGUAUGGCCAAGGGCACCGUCCAGACGGGCGUGGACACCACCAAGACUGUGCUGACUGGUACCAAGGACACAGUGUCCGCUGGCCUCACUGGGGCACUGGGUAUGGCCAAGGGCACUGUCCAGACUGGCGUGGACACCACCAAGACUGUGCUGACCGGCACCAAGGACACCGUCAGCAGUGGAAUGACCGGAGCUGUUAAUGUGGCCAAGGGGGCCGUCCAGACGGGCAUGGACACCACCAAGACUGUGCUGACCGGCACCAAGGACACCGUCAGCAGUGGGGUGACCGGAGCCUUUAAUGUGGCCAAAGGGGCCGUCCAGAUGGGCGUGGACACCUCGAAGGCCAUCCUGACAGGCACCAAGGACACAGUGUCCACUGGCCUCACUGGGGCACUGGGUAUGGCCAAGGGCACCGUCCAGACGGGCGUGGACACCACCAAGACUGUGCUGACUGGUACCAAGGACACAGUGUCCGCUGGCCUCACUGGGGCACUGGGUAUGGCCAAGGGCACUGUCCAGACUGGCGUGGACACCACCAAGACUGUGCUGACCGGCACCAAGGACACCGUCAGCAGUGGAAUGACCGGAGCUGUUAAUGUGGCCAAGGGGGCCAUCCAGACGGGCAUGGACACCACCAAGACUGUGCUGACCGGCACCAAGGACACCGUCAGCAGUGGGGUGACCGGAGCCUUUAAUGUGGCCAAAGGGGCCGUCCAGACGGGCGUGGACACCUCGAAGGCCAUCCUGACAGGCACCAAGGACACAGUGUCCACUGGCCUCACUGGGGCACUGGGUAUGGCCAAGGGCACCGUCCAGACGGGCGUGGACACCACCAAGACUGUACUGACCGGCACCAAGGACACCGUCAGCAGUGGAAUGACCGGAGCUGUUAAUGUGGCCAAGGGCACCGUCCAGACGGGCGUGGACACCACCAAGACUGUACUGACCGGCACCAAGGACACUGUCUAUCAUGGGGUGACUGGAGCCCUUAAUGUGGCCAAGGGGGCCGUCCAGACGGGAGUGGACACCUCGAAGGCUGUCCUGACAGGCACCAGGGACACAAUGUCCGCUGGGCUCAUGGGGGCAGUGAACACAGCCAAAGGAGCUGUGCAAACUGGGCUAAAUACGACCCAAAAUAUCGCCUCGGGCACAAAGAACACGGUCUACGCGGGAGUGACCGGAGCUGUUAAUGUGGCCAAGGGGGCUGUCCAAGGGGGUCUGGAUACUUCCAAGACCGUCCUGACAGGCACCAAGGACACAGUGUCUGCUGGCCUCACGGGGGCACUGGGUAUGGCCAAGGGCACCGUCCAGACUGGCGUGGACACCUCAAAGGCCGUCCUGACAGGCACCAGGGACACAGUGUCCACUGGGCUCAUGCAGGCAGGGAAUGUAGCCAAAGGUGCCAUGCAGACUGGUGUUGGCACCAUCCAGAAUUGGUUACCUGGCACCCAGGACACUGUCUGGAGUGGCCCCAGCAGUUACGGGGCCGUGGACGUGGGAGGGCAGCAGACAGUGCUGACAUCCCCGGAGGCUCUGUCCUCAGGGGUCUCAAGGUCCCUGGAUACUGUCUGUGCAGGCCUGCACCUUGCUGGGGAAGCCAGCAGUGGAGCCAAAGGCUUUGAGCCUGCCGUGACAACACUCAGCCAAGCGGCUCCCCUGGGCCGGGCGGAUGCAGGGCAUGUGGCCCCCACACCUGGCCAGGAAGGUGCCACGGGCUUCGUGAUGCUCCAGGACGAGUUGGAGGGGCUGGGGGACAUCUUCCACCCCAUGGAUGCCGAGGAGCAAGCUCAGCUGGCUGCUUCUGAACCUGGGCCGAGGGUGCUCACAGCCGACCGUGCCAGCUAUUUUGUGCGUUUGGGUGACGUGGCGCCCUGCUUCCGCCAGCGGGCUUUUGAGCACGCCCUGAGCCACCUGCAGCACGGCCAGUUCCAGGCCAGGGCCACACUGGCCCAGCUUGAGGACUCCUUCGGGCUGGUGCCAGAUGCAGGGGCUCUGUCCAGGGCCCGCGGCCUCCUCCAGCAGCUCCACGUGGCUUGCAGCACCCUGGCCUCCGGUCUCCAGGGCCUCCCGGCCGAGCUCCAGCAGCAGGUUGGGCGGGCGCGGCAAAGCAUCUGCGAGCUCUAUGGUGUCAUGUCCUCUGCCGGCUCCGCGGCAGAGCUGCCAGCUGAGCGCCUGGCCCAGGCCCGCGACAGCUUAGGCCGGGCAUGGGAGGGUCUGGAGCGGAUGCUGGAGGGUGUGCAGCACCAGCCCCCGCUCAGCUGGUUGGUGGGGCCCUUCGCCUUGGCCCCCGGCGGGCAGCAGCUGUAGGUCCCCGCAGUGGAGCCCUCUCCCCAGCCCCAGCCCAGCUCCAGCUCCCCACACCCUGCGGACUGGUGCUGGCUGGUGCCAGUGGGGACGUCAAGGACUUUCGAUUCAGCCAGGCCAUGUGCCUGGCUUGGGGCCGCCUGCACCAGCCACCCUGAGCACGCUGGCCCUUCUCGAGGGCUGCAGAAGGCCAUCACCUGAAGACCUUCAAUUAAGGGAGAAGUGGAAAUGUGCCUAAGCCUACAAAGUUCUCCAUUCAGCACUUUAUCUUUAGGGGUCUCCGCCCCACAGCCUGGGUCCUUUAGCUACCAGCUUAGCAGGAGGCUGCCUCCUCCGUCCCUGCUCUGAAAGCAGCCCUGGCCCUCAGCAAACCACAUGCCCCUGCAGCAGAAUGUACCAGAAUGUGCCAGAACGCCACCAUCACUGUGAGGCAGCUCCCACCCACUGCCUCAGCUGACACCCGAUGGGCCAAGGGGGUCUAGGGGAAAAAGCCACAGCAGCCACCAAGGAGACCUUGCACUGGUCUGGCUUGAGAUCUGGAUCACGGCUUACAAGCCCCUUUCCGGCCCCGCCCACUUGUGCCAAUCACAGAUAUGGCCCCGGGGCUGAGGCUCUGUGGUUCCUGGGGGCACCUGGGCCCAGAGGCUGCUGAUGAAGGACUAAAAGGGCUUCCCACAGGGGAUGGGGCCCUAGGGGGCAUGUGGCAAACAUGGUCCUGUUCCCCAGCUCCCCCUGGGUCAUCAGUGCGGCCCUGCGAGGUGGCUAUACCAGGGGCCUUGCCUGCCCUCCAGCCGAGGGGGACGCAGCAGCCAAGCCUUGUCAAGCCCACAGCCCACAUCUGUUUGUCUCCCUGGCUGGGGGCCUCCAGCACCCCCCACUGUGCCCCCUUCACAGAAGUGGCGCUCCGAGCUCCAGGUCGGAUGGGCCAGUUCUCCCGAGGGUCACCAUGGCCCCCAGGAGCCAGGCACCCACGGAGCUGGCCAUGGAGACACGGGAGAUGAGUAAGGGGACAGCUCCAGUCUGUCCAUCUUCAGUAUUCACCAAAGGACGUCAGAAGCGGUCACACUGCGGUCAUUCACAAAAACAGCGUGGUGACCUGGCCUCGUCCGGCCAAACCAAAUGGGGGGUGCCUGGCCGUGGGACUCCCACACCACACCCUGGCCUCUCCCCCAGCUGGGGCAGCGGGACUCGGCUGUGGGCAGGCCAGGGGACACACAGUACACGCUACUGUCCAACCAGCAAACUGCCACGUGCAGGCGCCGCCUGGCUGGGAGCGGCACGUACACCCCCCUUCUGAAUCCACAUGGCAGCCUCGAGAGGCUGGGGUCGGCCCCCACACGGGUGAGGGAAGGCAAGGGAGUGGGAGUGACAUGUGCCCAGGGUCACACAGCCAGCCUGUCCCUGCAACUCAUGCCCCUUCAGAGUUAAGGACAACAGAGCCCCUAGCAUGCUCCCUGCUCGAGGGCCCGGACGCCCGGAGCUGGUGCUGCUAGGGACUCUGGGUCUUGCCUCAGGGGUCAACGGGAACGGGAAACAUGUGAGUGGGCGGCGGAGGCAGCGGCUUCCAGGGAAGCGUGGCCUCGCCCGCCUGGGCACUGGGCUGCCAGGCGUCUCAGCUCCACUGUCCUUCAUGGUCAGCUCUGCAGGGCCGGCCAGGCUGGACCCAGCACUGUUAGAACCAAGUUCACAUCUGUUCUUAAUCAUGACACUGUGGCUUUAAACUGUCCCCAGAUGGGUCCCUGACAGCUGCCUAUUGCUUCCCAGCUCUGGCCCAGCUGCACCCAUAACAAGAGAAAACCAACCAAUAAAAGUGAUUCUUUUUUCAUUAAAAAAAAAAA
Molecule: messenger RNA, 5684 nt
Organism: Manis pentadactyla (Chinese pangolin)
Lineage: Eukaryota; Metazoa; Chordata; Mammalia; Pholidota; Manidae
Gene: PLIN4
Product: perilipin 4
Exons: 7
Coding region: 124-3849 (1241 amino acids)
Cellular component (GO): plasma membrane
Source: RefSeq, a predicted model, not a curated record